Micromonas pusilla CCMP1545 is the source of this 513-nucleotide messenger RNA. Its product is annotated as mitochondrial protein translocase. The transcript has a single exon. Gene Ontology annotation, cellular component: TIM23 mitochondrial import inner membrane translocase complex. The record is from RefSeq and is a predicted model, not a curated record. NCBI's taxonomy places the organism in Eukaryota, Viridiplantae, Chlorophyta, Mamiellophyceae, Mamiellales, Mamiellaceae. The annotation marks the transcript as partial. Gene Ontology annotation, biological process: protein import into mitochondrial matrix.
CGCGCGAGCGCACGCGCCGCCGCCGCCGCGUCGUCGGAAUCCGCGAAGUCCGCGCGAGCGGACGUCGCGACGACGCGCGGGGGAACGUACGACGAGAUCACGGACAAGUGGAUCCCGGAGAAGCCCGUGACCGCGGUCGAGUCCGUGUCGUACGGCGCCGUCGCCCUCGUCGGCGUCGGCGUCGCCGUGGGAGCGCUGUGGUACGGCAUCGGCGAGCUCCUCUUCGCGCCUCCCGCGCAGGCGGCGUUCGACGAGGCGCUUCUGUUGCUCGAACGAGACCCGCGGAUCGCCGUUCGCGUCGGGACGCCGAUGACGUCGUACGGCAACGAAGGCAGAUCGCGACGGGGGCGACAGCAGCUCGCGCACGCGACGGAGGUGGACGGGCACGGGAACGAGUGGAUUAUCGCGCAGGGAGCCGUGCGCGGGCCGCAAGGAAGAGGCGCGGUGCAUCUGAAGGCGAGGAAAGACAAAGAGAGCGGGGAGUGGGUGUUCGCGUACGUCGCCGUGGACGUG